Messenger RNA from Mya arenaria, 4237 nucleotides. RefSeq names its product zinc finger protein 236-like. Gene Ontology annotation, biological process: regulation of transcription by RNA polymerase II. Gene Ontology annotation, molecular function: chromatin insulator sequence binding. Lineage: Eukaryota; Metazoa; Mollusca; Bivalvia; Myida; Myidae. The transcript has 2 exons. The record is from RefSeq and is a predicted model, not a curated record. Gene Ontology annotation, cellular component: chromosome. The coding region runs from base 93 to 2459 and encodes 788 amino acids.
UUUAAAUACUAGCUUAGAAAUAUGUGCUUCAGAUAUGUUUAGAAGUAUAAAGUCUACAUAUUAAGAGUAGCGUUUCUGUUUAAUAAUCAAGAAUGGCACAAAUGACCUCAAUUGUGUGCAGGAUUUGUGAUAUUUCCUUCAACUCUGUGGAACAGUUGUUUAAACACAAGGCUUAUCAUGAUCAAGAGAAGUUGGCAAAGCCUGACAGUGUUCUACAAUCAGCAGACAAGAAACUUAUCAGUCCAAUGACAAUUCCUAGUCACAAUGCUGUCAAUAAAAUGAAUUCUUUGUUCUCGUUGGAAAAAGUGAAACAAGAGCCGCUUGAAAUUAAAGGAAAAAGUAAAAGUGCAACGAAAGUUCAUCUGGUUCAGCCAAAAGAACAUGUGGUUCAGGCUUUUGGGACAACUGUACCCAGGUCAGGAGAAAAAGGUUUGAUGAUAGAAAAUGGGCCUAAGAUGAUUAUUGCAAAGCCAUUUAACAGACAAACUAAUCAAAAUUCAGAAAAUAUACAAAAUGGAAGGCUUAAAGAACCUACCAGUAAUAAAAGCCCUGGAAUUUCUAGUCCUGUUUCCAUGACAAUCAAUGCAGAUUAUUUUAAGGCUUUUGCACAUGAUGAUUCAAUCAAGAAUAAUAAAUCAAUGUCUCAAAAGAUGAAUAUUGCACCCGCAUCAAGUUACAAGAGGAAAGGUACUCCAGUCCAUCCUAAAUUAGUUUCAGAACAAAAUACUGAUGUUCUACCAUUUAAAACAAAAGUUGUGUCGAUUGAUGCCAAAAAAAUAAAAGUUGUUAUAGAAAACACAAGACAGGGCUAUGGUGAGAAAUACCCUCUUAUAACUGGAAGCAGAUUGGAGGGUUAUUUUUGUCACACUUGCAAGAUGGCAUUAAGGACUAUAAAAGAAAUGCGUGGCCAUAAAAUGGAAAAACAUGAGCCUGAUAACAGAGACAGGUAUAGGUGUGGCUUCUGUUUUGAAUGUUUUGACACACAAGAUGCAGUGCAAGAUCAUAUGGAUGACUUCGGCAAUGUAUAUCACCCUGCAAAUAUGUCUAAAGAAGGGGAGAAAAAGUUUUGUGAACGAGUGUUAAAUGAACAGAAACAGAGAAAAAUAAAGGAGAAAAAGGAAGCAGUUAGAUUGUCGCAUAUUGAUAGACUGAACAAUGUUGAUAUGAGAACGCCAGAUCACAACACAAGUAGUGCCACAUCAGGAAAACUAAUAUCACUGCUAAACAGAGCCAUGGAAGAUGGCCAUGAAGCAAUAGUUGUAAGAAACACAGGUAAAGCUGGAGAAGUGCCAAAAGUUGUAAUUAUGGAAAGUAUGAUAAAGGAGGAAAAUUUGCUGUACAGUUGCAAAUACUGUAGAGCAACAUAUAGCUUUGAAGAAGAUUACUUAAUACAUUUAGCAUUGUAUCAUAUUCCUAGGGAAGAAUUACCCAAGUUCUCAUGUGAGGUAGUGAACUGUGGACAAAUCUUUGGUACAGAGAAGUUGCUUGAAAAACACAUUCUUGGAGUACACGUUCCUAUGACUAUGCCAAAAGGCCAAGAAAUGACUUAUGUCAAGGCUGUGCGCUCAGGAAAACAUGUAGAAUUUAAAAGAAGAUUUGUUGAUGAAGUCAUUGAAACUGAUGGUUUUACAGAGACACAUGUUGAUACAAAUAUUGACAAUCUGAGAUGGCACUACAGAAAGGUUCCAAAUGAUGUUCUUUUGACAGAGGCUAACAUUAAGCAGCAUGAACCAGAUGACUAUGUUGAAUUCUACAACUCAGAUGAAGACCAAAAUGAGAUCAUGGAUGAAGGCAUUGAAGAAUCUGAUGAUGACGACUUUGAAAACCAGACUGAAAAUGUGGCGGAAGGAAUAAAUGAUGUUGUUGAAUCAACUUUGGCCCAGGAAGGGGACAAGUUGAAAGUGAUUAAAGUUAGAUUUCAGGGAGGCAAACGUAUAGUUCAUGUGAUAGGCCAUAAAGAUGACUACAAACAAGAGGAGUAUCAGUUCUUCCACUGUCCAAAUUGCCCUAGAAAAUACCUGAAUACUGCAAAUUUAUCCAAGCAUAUGGAGCAACAUAGUAAUGAAAAAGUAUUUAAAUGCCCUUUCUGUUCAAGAGUUUUUAGCUUUAUGUUUAAUCUUCAGAAACAUAAGAAAACACAUUAUCAAUAUACAAUAAGACAUAGAAGGUGUAAAAGUGUAAAUAAUUUUUGUCAGUAUUGCGCCAAAGCUGGUAUUGUAAACAUUGAUAAUCACUCGAUACUGCACACAUAUACGAGAGGUAGAUUCAUGUGCGAUGGAUGUGCUAGAUUGUUUCAUUCGAAAGUGGCUGUAGAGAUUCAUAGAAAAUACAGUUGUGGUCGCCAACUACAGAUUUCUGAAGAAAAACCAGAUUAUUAUUUUGUGUACUUUGACGAUCUUCUAAGCAACGAGAACAACGAAAUACAAAUCCCAUUUAGUAUGUCAUAUACAGAACACUGAUCUUUCCUAUGAUGACAUACACUUAUUUUUUUCAACUAUUAAACCAGAUAAAUUCAAUUCAUGUAAGGUCAUGCAAGAUUGAUUAUAUUUUUAGCGUCAUCGUCAGUCAGACAAAUUUUAAACAUAACAAACAAUUACAAAUUAGAAGUUGAGCCAAAAACUGAGAUUUAAGGAGCAGACAUUUAUACACAGAGUCAAGGAAAAUUAUACGACUUUACCAUUAUUUUUUUCAGAUCAGAUUUAUUUUGAGUCUGCAAGAUAGCAACAAGUACAACAUAAGCCUGUGUAAGCUUUUUAACCGACUAAGGAAAUCCGCUUAGAAUGGUCUUAGAAACUAUAGGAUGUUUUUUUAUUGCUUGGAAGGCAGAUUGAAGCCUGGCGCCUAGAAUAGAAUCAAUUUGACCCAAUCAGUCUGAGUAUAAGAUUAUUUCAAUAUUAUAAAUUCAGUUUUAUUCACAAAAGUGUGCCUUUUCGGGGGAUAAAUUCUUGACCACCUAAACUUCUUUUAAAUACUACAUGUACUUCACACAUUGUAAACAGGUCAGUAGUGCCCUGAGUGGUGUUUAACAAUUUUAUGUUUAAAACAUUAUGAUAACUGUUGUUAUUGUUUUAUGCAUAACGUACAAGCAAAACUGAUAAAGCUGUUGUCAAGAUGUUUAUUGAUGAGAUGAGAGUCCGUAUUGUUAUGUUCAAGAUUAGAAAUAGAGCCUUGUUCAUUUAGCAAAAAGGUGUUUUACAUGUGUUGUAUAACUAUGUGUUACUCAAAUUAUUGUAAUUGUGAUUGCUAUGCAUGCACAUAAAUGAUAUAACACUUUGUACAACAUAUAAAUAUAUUUUUUAAUGCAUACCCCGAACAGGUUAUCGAAAAAUUAUAAAGUAGAUGCUACUGCGUUCAUCAGCUUAUUACUUAUUUCUUAUGAAGAUAUUUUAAAGAUUUAGGAUUUUUUUUAUUGUUCGUGCGUUCAUGCAGUAUAAACGCUUGGCUGCGAUUCUGCAAAUGCAUGAAGCGCCCUUAAAUUGUAUAAUAGCGGCCGAGCGUUCGUACUGCCUAAACGCACGAAAAUAAGAAUCAAUCCUUAUAUUCACAUUAUCUAGAUUUUUUGAAUGCAUGACCCAGGUGAAUGAACACCAUAGGAAACAUGUAAACAAGACGGCAUUUAAUUGUACAUGUGUGUUACUAUAUUUCGGCAUGAAGUAGAUCGUAGUAAAAUCUCUAUUUGCGGGGAUUCAUUAGCGUCCAAUCAGAGCGUUGCUUUCAUACGAAACUCAGCAUACAGAGGUCACGAAAGGUCGAUCGGUGCAUGCACAAAGAUCGCAAUAUUAAUCGUACAUAAAAUCAUGUGCGAAUGUAAAUAUUGUGAAAUAUCGUGGCACGCAUGUUCACAUUUACGAUAGGUGUAUUGUUCCUCAGAUUUAACUGGUAGAUAGGUUAAGGUCACGUGCGGGGUGAUACCAACAGGGUGUUAUAUGUUUUUCAUGUAUUUAACAUAAUUGUGCUCAAAAACCUAAGCUGGUAUCCCAUGCCUCGAGCAAGUCGCAGGUUAUAGGUCAUGGUCAUUUUUAAGUGCCAAUGGUCAAAUUGCUUGUCCGUAUUAUAAAUGUCCUACAUUGAAUGAUUUUGAAACUUGAUCAACAUGUUCUCCUAAAAACUCAAUAUAUUUGAACUUAUCCGGACUGUAUCUUUGUCAUGCUUAGAAGUAUUUGGCAAUUGACAUUUGUAUUUCCGGACAGUUGUUAAAUUAAACUGUGUAUUAAUAAAUAUAGUGUGCUCUACUAUA